UUUCAGCUAUGUCUCUCUCUCUCUCUCUCUCUCUCUCUCUCUCUCUCUCUCUCAGGCCAUAAAAAGAGCAGUAGACCUUUCUUUUUUUUUUUUUUUUUUUUGAAAGGGAGCAGUAGACCUUUCUGAUUGUGGAAGUUAGACUACAUAUGAAUUUAUUUGAUACGGUACUAUGGGGGCACCACAGAAAAUAAUUACCUGCCAUGCUUACUUAGGAUCAUUUAUAUAUUAGUUUGGUAACUCUGAAACUUUUGUUUUUGUUGGUAAUCUCUGGUCCUGUCUUUCCCUUUUCUUUUCUCUUCAUUCUUGGAAAAAAGAAAAUCUGGUUCUCCAGUCAUCACCAUCACCAUGUCCAUGUACCACUUGAUUUUUUUCAUCUGGGUCCUCUUGUCAUCGAGUUUUUCAGUCAUUAUCGGUUCAGAUUCUUGGUGCCCACAUCAGAUUUUGCAGAGAGAAAACCAACAGUUUGAGCAGAAAACAGAUAGGUUCUGGGAGUUCAAAGAGGAAACCAACACCUGGGUUGAAGUUAAAUUGCCUUUUGAUCUGGUCUCUUGUGUUGAAGAUAACUGUACUAAAGUUGGUUCAAUUCGACUGAAAAAGAGUAAUAACAAUGACAAAGAGAACCAAGAAGAAGAAUAUGAUGCUGCUUCAGAAAAGAUGAAGAGUUCUAAAGAUCAGAAAGAAACUUCUGAUGAUGAUGAUGAUGAUGAUGAUGAUGAUGACAAGGGUGCUGUUCUUCCUUUGAGAAAGAGAAUUUCUUUGACCAAGAUGUCUGAGACUUCUGUUUGGAUCACUAGUCAAAGUGGGUGUAUCUAUGAGAGGUUUUGGAAUGGUGUGCAGUGGGUAGUAGCACCACAUGACUUACCCAUAUCCGAAGGACAUGCAGCUUCUAUUUUUAUUGUUAACCACACAAUUCUUGCUCUAUCUGAAUCAGGCUAUCUGUAUCAGAUGCAACUCAAUGAAAUUUCCCAACCAAUUUGGCUUGAGUUUGUACCUACACUCUUUCAAACCACAGAUACAGAAAUAGAAUCAUCAAGAGUCUUGAUCAAAGCUGGUGUUGUUUCACAUGAUGGAGAGAGAGUUUAUUUCUGCACUAGGAAUGGGACACUUUUAGAACUUGCUGAGAUUGAACCUACAAGAUGGGUAAACCAUGGACAACCACCAGGUGCAGAUGUUGCAGCUGUAGCUGAUGCUGGUACCAUAAGAAAAGAAGUGGUAUAUACUAUAAGCUCUAUAGGAAACCUAUACGAAUAUGAUAGGAACUCAAAACCAUUGUGGAAGAAGCAUAUUUGGAAAGAAGGAGCUGCAAAAGAUGCUUCUUUGGAACCAUUAAAGGGAGCUGCUUUACAUGGCUUGAUUAGAGAUCAUUCCAUAUCUUUGUUUCUGUUAACAAAGGGUGGUAUUUUGGUUGAGAGAAGGUUAAACCAAAGGAAGUGGAAAUGGUUAGUCCAUGGAAGUCCCAAAAAUCAGCACCUGUCAUCUAUCACACAUGCACAGCACGAAGAUUCAAACGAAAAAUUCUUCUCAUUAUUUUUUACUACAUCUUCAGGGUCUGUUUUCGAAUAUCGAAUACCAAAGAGAGCAGGUAAUAGUCAAGAAAAUCAAAUGGCAGAAACAUGGGUGAACCAUAUGCAUCCUCCACAUGCCAAAGCUGCAAGAGGAAUUGGUGGACUACAAUUUCAAGUUGGCAGAAUUGUUUUUCCACUAGACGAUGGAAGACUUGCAGAGCUGCACAUAUCUGGCAUUGGUGGUGAUAAUGUGGGGCCGAUUAACUCAGCUAAUGUCAGAAGAAAAUCCACAAUGAAAUAUGUAUGGUCAGUACUAGAUGCUCCUGAGACUGAAGGAUGGAAUGCAGAAUACUGCACCGAGGAACGUGGGCCUACAAAUUGUAUCAUGGGGAUAAGAGAUGAGCCAAAUGAUUUGGGAACAGCAAGAUUGGCGACUAGGAGGAGAAAGGGAAGCCAACAAGAUUACCUGAUUCCUAGUGUAGUAGCAUCUGAUGGUCCAGCAAAUGCUUUGGACAAAUAUAGAUUUGCAGACAAUUGGAUUGAAAGAAACUUUCGUUUGAGAGUAAUGCAAGGAGGGAGAUCAUUUUUUCUCAUAACUGAUGGUGGCUUUACUUUCGAGUAUCUUUAUACUGAACAUACAUGGAUAUGGCUGAGACAUGAUUAUCCUGCAGCUAUCAAAGGUGCAGUAGGAAACUAUAAUGGAAGUUUGUAUGUCAUUGACACAGCUGGUAGUUUACUAAUAAGAGAAAGAAGUGGCAAUCAACUAGCAUGGAUAAAUUGUACAGCAUUUAAGAAAGGUGGUCAAGUGACUGGUGGCCCUCCUUGGGAUGGAAUCCCAGGUAGAGCUCUGAAAGUCACACCAGAAGAUGCCCUCUUCUUUGUGAGCAAGAAUGGAAGACUACUACAGUUCACUGUUGCACUGAGGAAAUUCAAAUGGAAAGACUGCCAAAACCCUCCAAACACAAGAGUUGCAUGUAUAAUAGAUCAGGAACUUUUCCGGGAAAACAUAGUUUUUGUUGUAGGAACAAAUGGUCGGCUAUACCAGUAUAACAAAGUAACUGAUCUCUGGCAUGAGCAUUACCAGUCUCAGCAUUUGAUUCUGUCAAGAUUGCCAGGAACAGCAAUGAGGCCCUCAUCAAUGUCCUUAACAGGCUCACUUUUCAUGUUGUCUGAAGAUGGUGGACUAGUUGAGUAUCAUUGGAACUCAUUGGAUGGUUGGAAUUGGGUGGAGCAUGGUGCUCCACAUAAAGGGGUAACAUUGGUCGGUUCACCUGGGCCUUCCUUUGAAGGAAACCAACUUUUCUUGAUCAGUUCAGAUGGAAAUGUGUACCUGCGCUACGUGGAUCAAACUGCAUGGAAAUGGAAAAACUGUGGCUUUCCUUAUAUAAAAAAUAUGAAUGAUGAUCAUAGACAAGAAAAAGUAAGACACAAAUGGAAACAAGAUUUUUGUGUGGAUGAAGAUUUUUCAACCAACUAUAAGGAAUCUGAACACGUUGAUGACCUCAGUGGUAAUUGUGAUCCAAAAAUAGCAUCUAUAAGGCCGAUUCCUUUCUCUGAAGAUUCAGUGAUUUUUGAGUUAAGAGACGGCAGAUUGGGAGAAUUGAAACGAGUUGAUAGUACUCAAUGGACAUGGUCCCGCACAAUAGGCACUCCAACAAGCUUAUGCAUGGAAAAUUAUUGGACUGCUCUAGCAUCGUGAGACAAUGCCAAAGCAUAAAAAACUAACAAUGUGAAAAAUUGAACUUAGAAAAAGGAAAAGAAAAAUCAUGGCUUCACAUAUUGAGGAAGUAGCCACAUUUUCUAAUCCAUUGUACAUAGAAGAAUCAAUAGAAAAAUUUACAAUCACACUAUACACAAGUUACAAUAAACCCAUUUAGAGAUGUACUGUUAUGCAUCAAACCGCAAUAGAGGUUUCUUCUUCCUUUUGUUA
Molecule: messenger RNA, 3435 nt
Organism: Cannabis sativa
Lineage: Eukaryota; Viridiplantae; Streptophyta; Magnoliopsida; Rosales; Cannabaceae
Exons: 10
Coding region: 346-3204 (952 amino acids)
Source: RefSeq, a predicted model, not a curated record